UUACAGAUUUAACAGCAGUUUAUCGGCCGUUCUUUUGACUGAGUUGGCCUUUCCAGGCCACUUGAUCUGAUGGCCUGUGAUCCGAAAGCUGCCAAUCUCGCAGUGUCCCGCGUGAUCCCGGUAUUGCUUGGUCUCAUCCUUAUAUAUGCAUGCUGGACGUUUACAAGAUCGUUGUGUAUCGAGUAUCUGUUAGAUUCCACUACGUCAUCACGAAAUCCUAGAAUUGGAGUGACAAUUGGAUUAUUGGUUGCUUUUUAUAUCCUACUAAUAGCACUUCUUGUGUCAUAUCUACGAUUACUAGUCGCCCUUAUAUGGAAUCCCGAUUACAUUCCACGUGGGCCGCAAUACGUGGAGUCUCUAGUGGAAGCAAAGUCUAGCAAAAGGAGGAGCAAGUCUCGAAGACGGAGGGAGCGAAAUUCAAACAAGGGCAUCAAGGAUGAGGAGUGGCACGGCCUUGGGGCAGCAUUUAGAAGACCAGCCGAAAGUGCUUACCCUGUUGGUGCUUCUGGACUCGAAGCCUUCUACUUGAAGGACGUAUUUGUCUGCAAAGAAGAUGGCAGACCAGCGUGGUGCUCCACUUGCUACCAAUUCAAAGCCGACAGGGCUCAUCACUGCCGAGAAGUAGGUCGAUGCAUACGAAAAAUGGAUCAUUUUUGCCCUUGGGUUGGCGGAGUUGUUAGCGAGUCAUCCUUUAAGUUUUUUAUCCAAUUCCUUUUUUAUGCGCUGCUCUUUACAACAUUCAAUUUGGUUGUGUUUGCUAUAUUUGUGGCAGAACGCCGUGAAGAGACCGGAACACUUAUUGCUCAUUGGAUUGUCGUCCUGGGAUUGGGUACCUUGUUCGGACUUUUGUCGUUGGGAAUUUUGGGAAGUUCUAUCCAACUUGCAUGCAUAAACUCAUCAACCAUCGAAAGUCUUGAUAGACGCACGAAAGUGUGGACCCUUGCUAUAUUGAUACCGCCUUCGAUAAAAUUUAACGGAGGCGGCACAGAAGCCCAAGCUGCUCCGAACUUUCCUAUCGUGUCGUUUUCUUCACCGUUUGGAGUAUUCUCACCUCCACAAAACACGUCUGACAUCGAUGGCCCUGACCUAGUGCGACGAGAUUUUGCUAUCUUACAUACAAAACCAGGCGAGAAUCCUUGGGACUUGGGCAGCCCAUUGGAAAACUUUAAAGAAGUUAUGGGAUACUCAUUUCUGGAUUGGUUCUCACCCUUGAAAAACUCUCCCUGCACUGACCAUAACAGUCAGGAAAGCGCCUUUCGUCUGGGCCCUGUCGUUCGACGGCUUAGGCGUGAAGCUGGUUUGGAAAGCUGUGAUGAUGGCGGCGAAUUAACAUCUCACAAUGAAGCGCACCGGAAUAGGGAUCGAAGAAUAAAUGGGGAACCCAACAAAGUGCUCAAAACGCCCUCUUCGCAUAAGCCACGAAAAAUUGAGCAAAAAGCACGACCUAUCCAAAAACCACCAAAUACUCAUCGUGGGAAAAACAUUCGCCACGAGCAAAAUCCAAGCGGUUCAUUUGGAGAUAAUAAUGAUUCUAUAAUUCUUCCUUCAAGUACUGCAGCGGCAUCAGAUUUUCAAUGA
Histoplasma capsulatum G186AR is the source of this 1578-nucleotide messenger RNA. RefSeq names its product palmitoyltransferase pfa5. The transcript is spliced from 5 exons. NCBI's taxonomy places the organism in Eukaryota, Fungi, Ascomycota, Eurotiomycetes, Onygenales, Ajellomycetaceae. Gene Ontology annotation, molecular function: protein-cysteine S-palmitoyltransferase activity. Gene Ontology annotation, cellular component: endoplasmic reticulum; Golgi apparatus. The record is from RefSeq and is a predicted model, not a curated record. Gene Ontology annotation, biological process: protein targeting to membrane; peptidyl-L-cysteine S-palmitoylation. The coding region runs from base 70 to 1578 and encodes 502 amino acids.